UGCAUCAGACAGAUUGAUUAAAAAAAAAACUUGACAUUUGGACGUUUAAUCUAUCCAUGCUACGUCAUUUUAUUCAAAAUGGCGCUGGGGGUGCAUUGCGGUGUUUCCGCAGAAACAAGUAGCCAAGAAUUAUGAUUAUAAUGCACCCAAAGACUUUAAAACAAUGAUAGUGAGUGCGUCUUGGUAGUGUUCGUGUUCUAAACAUAUACCUGCCCUUACAGUUAGUCAGAGUUCUUUACACGUGUUUACAUCGUAAUGCUGCGGAGAGUUAACUUUUAUUCGAUAUGUUUCGCAUUCGGCCUCAGUGUAUUGUUAAUUCUUGCUGGAAGUCGAUAUACAGAUAACACGAAUAACCGUCCAUACCCAGAAAGUCGCAGGAAUAUAAGGAACUUCCUGAGGAUUGAGGAUGGAGAAGAACUAUUUCCGCAGCCCAUUCCGACGAACCCUUACGACGGGUCACCGAACAUUGACAAAAUAUUGGAGAAGGCUAGAGGAAAGAUUAAACUUGAGUUAUCAAAUUACAAUUUCACACAUUCAGGGGCAAAAAAAUUGGAGGACUUGCUUUUGGAAUCGGGGGGUAAGCCUCUGCGGAGCCUCAUUAUAUCGACAUGGAGGUCUGGCACAACGUUUUUGGGUGAUAUUUUGAAUGCAGUGCCUGGAAAUUUUUACCACUAUGAGCCAUUUUUGAGCUACGAUAUAAUUCAGAUCAGAGGCCCACCACAGGCAGACAAAGCAUUAAGCACUAUCAAGGGCAUGCUCAACUGUGACUUUAAAAACAUGGAAGACUAUUUUACAUACGGGAAGAGUCACUUGCACCAGUUUAGCCACAACACAAGAUUAUGGGACCACUGUAAAUAUAAGAAAGAGCUGUGUUCUGAUGCUGAAUUCACUUCUAGGUUUUGUAGAUUGUUCCCUUUCCAAAGUAUGAAGAUUGUGCGGCUGCGGCUAAGAUUGGUGCAGGACAUUCUGGAAGACCAUGAGCUUAAUGUAAAAGUGGUGCUGUUGAUCCGCGACCCACGUGGGGUCAUGCAGUCACGGCAGCACCGUGGCUUCUGCCUACCAGCUCCGGACUGCUGGCAGCCUAAAUUGCUCUGCGCUGAUAUGAUAAGCGACUAUGUAGCUGCCGGAAGGCUGCAGCAGCAAUAUCCAAACAGGCUCAUGGUACUGCGCUACGAAGAGUUGGCCCUGGAGCCCACUACUACGACGCUCCGGCUGUUCAAGUUCCUAGGGCUCAGCCUGACGCCCGCCGUCGACGAGUUCCUACACUCGCACACCAAUAUCGAGGUGGCCGGCGUCAGCUCCACUUUCAGAGUGUCCCGUGAAGUUCCGUUCCGGUGGAAGAACGCUCUGGAGUUUGACUACGUUGAGGAGAUCCAGAUGGCAUGCAAGGAGGCUAUGGAGCUUUGGGGGUACCGCAUGGCGUACAACGAGUCCCACAUGGCUAGCAAAGAGUUUUACCCCUUAGAAAGAUACUCAAUCACACAAUGAUAUUACGUAACCCAUGAGCAAAAGGAAGAAUAAUUAUAGUUAUUUCACGUUGUUGAUAUACAAAUUGGUAAUGUAUAAUUUUAUUUAUUUAGCUGGUAAUGAAAGGCGCAGCGCCGGCCUAGUCAAGCGCGUCAUGUUAAAGCAAAUCUCAGUCAGGUGUCUUCCCUAAAUAUCUCUAAAGCAAGUACUAGUUUUCUAAAGGCACAUCUAGUGUACGUGCUAAAAGUCUUUGAGUUAUAAUUUUGUGGUUUACUUACAUGUUGUAGUUAUUGUUUGGUUAGUGAAUUGUAGUAAUGAAAUUUAAUGAAAUUCUCUUAGUGGAGGUGACUCAAACCGACGAAUUUUUCACGAAGGAACAUUCCAGAUUGUUGCUAUUGCAAAUAUGAUCAGCUAGAAAAUGAAAUAACAAAAAUAGUAGUUCUCAUUACUAAACCAGUAUUACUAAACCGUCUAGAAUAAUAUUAUUUUAAAGGACACUUUAGUUUGUGCCCGAGUACAUAUACACCAGUAACUAACCGAAUAAAUUGAUGUCUUGAUGGAAACAAGGACAUAAGUAAAUAACAGGUAUUACGGUUGGGUAUAUAGGUAGUGGUGAUAGUGAGGUAGUUUUCCUAUAAUUUAUCUGCAAAUUCGGUCAGGGUUAAUAAACAUGUUUAUUCGGUUGGUUCCAUAAAUUCAACAUAUGCAAAGGGCACUCAACGCCAUUCAUACUUAUAUUUUCUGAAGACUGAAUGCAUUUCCAGCGUUAGUCCUUACUCUUCCAAAUAUUAUACUAACAAUUUAAUUAGCUCAGUAGAAUGUUUGCGCUUUAAAAUCGACUCCAGUAAUGUCAUGAAGUAAUGUCAUGAAGUAAUGUUAUGUGUAAUUAGUGAGCUCAGGUUGUGUACAACACCGCGGUGUGUCGUUAUAUCCAAAUGUAAAAGAUGGACCAUUUAAAUUACGAGAGGUCAAAAUUGCUUGAUUAAUCAAUAUGGUAAUAUAGGUAAAAGAAAUGUAUACAAGUACAUGUGUAUGAGCAAUUUUUGUCUCUUCUACUUAAUGCAUUUUAAUUACGAAUAAGCUUAGGCAUUAGCACUCACGGAAUUGACGAAAUGUUAAUGCUUCCAGUUAAGACACUGUAUUAUAAUUAGAGAGCGUUAUUGUACGAACAAGUGGUUUCGACCCUUAGAGCAUUUAGUAACUGGAGAUGUCAUCGCUGUCAUUUUCUUUACGAAUUUGCAGGGGAGGGGACGUCAAAUGUAUUGCGAUUUCUACAUGAUUUGUAUGUAACGUACAAAUAGCCGUGUCAGUCCAUACAAAAGAUUGCACAAUUGUGCAGGUUUUUCGGCAGAGGGGUAAGCUCUUAAUGGCCAUUCCAGUUAUUAAAUGCUCUAAGCUUCGACCAGCCAGUAACGUUAGACAGGGGACGGGCGGGCGCGUUUUGCGCUCGCCUAGUGUGAUACGUUUACAUUUAUAUUGUGGCUUUUCAAACUAGAGAAUAUUCGGUUACGCUACUCGAAACACCAACUCGCUAAGUGCUUACUUUAUUAAACACUUGGUGAAAUAACAAGUACUACUACAUUGUCCGGAACUCGCGUGUCCGUGUCGGAUCAAAUGAUAAAGAAAGCUGAAUAAUCUCCGUCCAUGAGAUAAAUACGAUCGUCGAUAUCAAAACCCCGAAGUUUCGAACUGACGAUUCCGGGCCCUCGUAAUAUAUGUAAUAUUACGAGAUAUUUCACAUUCACUCAAAAAUACACGUUAUUAAGAAUCACUUGCACAGUGGGUACCUAAAAGUGGCGGUGCGCCAAUAGUAUUCGUCGGGAAGCGGCGACUUUUAUUCAUGAGGUGUAAUAAAAAUACGCAACUGGCUGAAAAUUAGGCAAGCCUGUAGGAAUCGAGUUCUAUUAGCGCUCCGCUGCCGGUACCUAAUAGACUUAACAUUCACGAUUUGGAUGAGUGUUAUUUGUAAACCGCAAGCGGGUUGAUUUUGAAUUUAAGUCGCUUGGUUUUUAAAGGUGUUUGACUAAUAAAUAGUUAAGUAGUAAAAUAAUUGGAUUUACAGUGAAAUAUAAAAUAUAACAUGGUGUCAUAUCGUUUUUCGGGACGCCAGCGAUCACGCUCUAAGUCCCCGACCGCGACUUGUCCCGCGCGUCGAAAACGCAACAAAUGGAACUAAUCUAAACGUAGUGAGAUUCAUUAAGUGCACUUGUUUGUAAGGUAGCUACCUAUAGGUCUAACGAUUGAAACGUUGAUGCUAAAUUUGAAUGUAUUACUUUUCGCGAGUCUUUGGUAUUUGAGGUAGGAAAGUAAAAAGUCAUUUUAUGUUUUAUCUUUAAUAAUAUACAUUGGAAAUAAAUGCAAGUAAUAGAUUAGUUAUAGAUUAAUGAUAAUCCUAAAUCCUAACCAUGAACGCACGCGCAACAUUACAUUAGUAUAAAGAUCAAAUAGGUACUGAAGUAAGCAUUUAAAAGUAUUGGCUACGAACAUUCUGCGAAGACUCGUCUUUACGUAAUUAUAUUAAAUAGCAUAAAAAUAAAAUAGCAUAGGUAUAUUGAAGUCCCGUUGAUUACAAAGCCUUAUGUUCACUUAUUAGAAGUACUUAUAUUGGGCUUAUGCAGUCUAUUUUCAAAAAUUAACAUUCAUAUGUUUGUAUAACAUUCUCAUUGUUAAAUCGUUGCGGUACGACUUGGAAUAAACAGCAAAUCUAAUAAACAUAACUUACGGGCAGUGUAAAGUUCACCCAGGAUCAGUUUUUAAUCAUCCUUGAAAACACAGAUUCUUAAACUGUUCAGUGAAGACUGGCCAUUAAGAAUUUCUGGUUGCUGACUUAGUUGUAGUUUUUAAGUCUGCUAUAGGCGACACCGCAGUUUAAUACAGUGUGUAAAUCCAAAACGGGCAAUAAAUCAAACCAGACUUAUGGCGUUACUCAUAAAAGAGCGUAACGAGAUACUAGCUUUUUAUAGUAACAGUAAACUAAACUGCCAACAAGCGUUGACAUUUAUUAUACUCCAGUAACUUUGUCGAAUUUUGUAACCUGGCUCUUUUGCGUCAAAUCCGGUAGUUCUGAUUUUUUGCAAACUUAUUUAUGAUGUUGACCCAAUGAAUAAUACAAGUUUGUGACUUCGAGCGCCGAACGCAACUUUGUCAAAUAUCGAAAAACCCGCGAAAAUUUCGGUUUUCUUUUAGAUUUGGGCGAUUAUAACCCUAAAGGACUAGUUUUUGAUAGUGCCUUCUCAGGGCGUUUUUAAAGUGGACUAGAUUGGCUACAGUACGAGACUAGAAUUGUCUCUGUACAUUUAAUAGUUUCCGAGAUAAAGCCUUUCAAAGUUUAUAAUUUUUUGGAACUUCGUAGGCUAAGUAAGUGCAGUGAGUAUGCACUUUAGUCUCAGGCGAUGCCGCUUGGCACAAUUGUUUCUAAGGUCAAACAAACCUGAUUUGAGCCGGUAGACACGAGAUCGUACCGUGCCUACCCCCAAAAAAAGGGGGGGAAAUGGACGGCUCCCCAGGUGCAAUCUAUGCUAUAUUUCUUGCUGCUCUUAGCAACUGGGGCAAGUUAUAUAUCAACUUCGUUCGGCGCUCGAAGUCACAAACUUGUAUUAUUCAUUGGGCCAACAUCAUAAACACGUCUGCAAAAAAUCAGAACUACCGGAUUUAAUGCAAACGAAAUGUAUAAAAUUAGUGUAUUAUUAUACUUAAUUCUUUAUUUAUUUUAAUUCUUGGGCUAGGUGAUUUAUAAUAUGAAUAUAAAAGUAAAAUAAUAAAACACUUACAAAACAAUAAAAAAUACAUAUAAACACAUUAUAAAAAACCUAACCUAGGGUGCCGCUGGCAGCGGGGCUUGGCCCAAGCUGCCGGUGGUCAGGGUCGCAGAGUGAGGAACCGACGUACUAUACGCGCCGUGUCCAAAAUUACCGCCUUCUGCAUCUGACCCUUCAUCCAACCACCCAGCGAGAGUCUCUCUAGGUGUUGGUCGAGACUCUUCGCUAUGAGACCGUUCGCUGACACACGCAUUAUUAUACUUAUUAUUAAAAGCUCGUAACUUGUGUGAUGUUUUACAUUUUGGGCCGAAUUAUUUUUUAAUAUUGUAAUUGUAUUUCUAAGCAAAAUUUGUCUCAAUAUACUUCUUAGGUCCUAUACUAACCGACGUUUAAAGGUUUUCCCGUAUUGAAUUUACACACCGUAUACCUAAAUUAUUAUUCAGUUUUAACAAGUCUCACAUUGUAACUGAAGUGUUAUCUAAGAUUAUACUUGUUAAAUAAUAACUAAACACUUCUUGGGCAGCUUGCCAUAAUACCUAAAUAUAAGGCACUUUUAAUCAAUAUUAAACUUUCGUGAGACAUAUUUUAAAAUGUUUAUACGUCAACGGUUUCACUCACUUGAAUUUUUAGUCGCUAUUGGCGACACGUUUCGGUCCCGUCGGGGGUCCUUCCUCAGGUUCGAGUGUUCGCGGCGACUGCAACGGGUCGCCAAUAGCGACUAAAAAUUCAGUGAAACCGUUGUCGUAUAAACAUUAUUAGGCACAUUUAAUGAAUAGGCUGGGGACCAUACAGAGCGAGCAGCCUCGCGAAGAAAUUUUAGCGCGAGACAAACGGCCAGUGACACAGAUAUUUCGGAGACGCCACCUCAUAUCCGCGCCUUUCGUCAGAGAGCAACGAUACCGCAUUGCCGGCUGUAACAUGCGGUUAGUGAAUACAUCAUAAAGAGUUUAUAAUAUGUAACUGUACAUAAUUAGGCAUUAAAACCAUCAUGUGGUCUUUUUAAGUAACUCGCUUCGUUCGUUUCUUAAACCCAUAGGUAGGUACCUACUCGUUUUUUAAUGUCUUUCAUUAUGUAGCAGUCAUUGCAUAAACUACUAAUGUAUGCGUCCAAAAUUCGUCUUCAUUCCCUGACGGUUCUCGGUAGAGCCGAUUUCCGUAUUGUGAUCGGUAUGUAUAUACUUGUCGCAACCAAAAUUUCCUAAGGCUUGUUUGUUUUCGUGAUUCGUCGUUCGUUCGUCGUCGAUCGUUUGCGAUGCUCGCUCUGUGUGGACCCGCCAAAUGGACUAUAGUCAUAAUAGAUUUAGUGCAUUUACACACGUAAAUGGAAAGGCCGGCUUAAGUUAAUUUUUCCUUAGCUUAAUUAUUCGUAAUUAAAUAUAAUUCAUAAAAUACAAUAAUUCUAUACUCGAACAAUUAAGAUACUGAUUAAUAAUAAGAAUAAGCAUGCGUUCCGCAAUCUUCCGAAACCCCGGUUCUUAAACAUAUUAUGUAUUUGCGCCAUAUGAAGGUCAAUUGUUGAACAAAACUUUAACUAUAGCCUGGACUGAUAGAAAUUAGAAUGAGUGUCAACAAAUAAAUUUAUUUGUAUUACUCCGUAAGCUCUGACCUUGUACCUAAGGACAAUAUUUAUCCUAUCAAUAUUUUUUAUAAUAGUAAUCAUAGAUAAAAUAAAUGGUAAGUUUAGACAUUUAUUUUACUAUUAAUUAAACGCCUGUUAAUUAUGUACAUUUAAAUAAAAAAAAUAUUUUAUUUUGUCAAAUGCAAGUCAAUUCAGGUUCUCUAUCACUCAAAUAUCCAAGAGCAUUAAUGAGGCGAUAACUAGAUGUCUAGUUUCGAUGUGACCCUGUGUCUGUUUUUCUAUCUGUCCUGGCUAUGAAAGGACGAAUCAACUUUUUCUUGUUACUUGUUGCGAUGGCUCUCUUUAAACUCUGUGGCGUUAUGGUAGGUAUUUAAAUUAACUACAAGCAUCUGCCAAGCAUGUUGGUAGAACGCGUUAGUACAGUUCUAACAAACUUUGCGACUAUUGUCCCCUGGCUGAUGAGGCGGAAUAACAACAAGUAAUAGUUGAUCCACCCAUUCCUUAAAUACAUUAAGUAGUAGGUCAGUACCUAGCUUUUCUACGUAUUUGCGAAAUUGGAACAGGGGGCCGAUUUUUGAAUUUCGACCGCUCGAUUUCGUUCAAUAAUAUCUCCACUAUUAGGCAUUAAAAUUCUACUAAUAGAAUUGAAAACGAGUGGUCAAUACCACAAUUAUUCCCAAUUUCCGUCGCUUGUAUUUCAAAAAUUAGCAUUUUGCCGUUUUCCACCGAUUUGCGAGUGACGAAUUCGAGCUAUGAAAAAUCAAUCGGAUUCAAAAAUCUCCCCCCCCAGACCUUCGAUAGGCAUGUUUGUCAUAGUUUAUACUCUUAUGCAUAUUAGAGUGGGAAAUUUCUUUAAAUCCAGGUUCUUAAAUGGUAUUAUUACCCAUACAACGUGCCCCUAACCUCCUAACGUACAUUAAACGUACAUAUAAAUUAAGGUAUUUUUAUCUUGUAUACUAAGUAUUAUAACAUUUAUAACAAUCUUUCAAUAUUUAAGGAGAAAUUAACCAUCUUCGUUUAUUUGCCCUAGAGCAGCUGUUAAUCUGAGGAAUUGGCACAUGGCAAUUUAAUGAGACUUCAUAACACUUCAGGUUAUGCAACCUCAUUAAAUAAUAGGUAUAUAUGUAUAUGUAUUAAGUCUUCUGUUAUGUAUGAUUUAUUUGUGACCAUAUUAAUAGAGGCAUAGGAAAGACUGAUGCUGAUUAGUUUGGAAUUAAGUUCGUUAGAAAAGUGAGCCCUUUUAAUCUUAUUAACACAAUCGAUUGAAAAAUAUUUCUGUGGGGAUGAGAUUUCGGCUUUUGGCCGAAGGCUCAUGUGUACUCGUAUAUUCAGUGAAAAGUAUAGAAGUCCUAAAGGCGGCCAUGCCUACGAAAUUAUCCCAAAAGUUAGCAAUACAUAUAUGUAUACAUACAAGAUAACGAAGAUGUGGCUGACAACAGUAACUGAUUCGGAGAAUGGCCAUUUGUUGUCCUGCUAAGUUUUUUACCUAGUAGUUACUACUUUUUUAGCUAAAAUUAGCCUAAAGUACUCUGCGCUAUGGCUCAAUCCGAUUUUGGACAGUAUUUUGUUAAUAAUAGGCAUUUCUGAUCGAGCAUGUAGAAAAAAUAUCUACAAAUCAAUAAUUCAAUUCUUGGUUCAAGUAUUGACUAUAUAUUUAGUUGUAAACCCACUCCGUACAGGAGUAGAGGAAUCUAUAAAACAUAAGUAGGAAGUUGUUUGCAUAAAUUAUAAAUAUUAAGUAUUAUACAUGAUUCUGGCGUUAGGGCUGUGCGUUCCGAACGGGCGUGAAAAGUAUGACUGGCCUUGAUCUCAUUGAUCUGCCGCUCAUCGCCCCGCCGAUCGCGUGCAUCCACUCCGCGGCCUUAUACAUAUUUGGUGAUUCAUGUCUGGCUACAUAAUAUCUUAACAGCUCGAGUGCUCAAAUAGAAAAAAAAACCUUAUACAGGGCGAGUUUUAAGUUUUGAAAGUUAAUAUGUAAUCAGUGUUUCCACCUGUGUUCAUUGCUGCCUACAAUCAAAGAAAGACAACCAACUUGAAAACAUUAAAUUUAGUUAUAUGAUGUUUCAGGACUAUGUAGCAUUUCGCGAUAUUUUAGGUGACUCUAAAAGCUAAUAAUACCUACUGCCAUUAUUAGCUGUUAGUGUCGCAAACGAGACAAUAUUUCGCUUAAUGCAUUGCCCUUUAAGUAAUGUGUAUGUGUUUACGAAGUAAUACAACAAAGUCAAUAAAAAGCCAUCAAUUACUAAUUAAGAGAACAUGCUUCCUAAUAGAUCUGACAAUAUAAUAAAAUAUUAUGUUAUGCCUUAACGAAAUACUGGUAGUGAUAUAGUUAAGAUGUUUUUAUUGAAUUGCAUGUUAGAGACUAUAUAUUAUACACUCAUAAUUAUUUAGUGACGCCGUUCUAGGAGCUGGCUGGAACCAGUGUAGAUUUUUUAUCAUAUCAUUAGCAUAUCAUAAGGUACUGAUUAUACACGAAGUGAGUGAGCUGAUCACGAUAAACUUUCGCUUGCGCCUAUUAUGAGGAAUUUAUUCAGUAAGCUGAUGUACUACGCUUAUAUUGGCUAUUACUUUACGUAUUCUUGUAAUGCUCCUAUGUUUAAUAAUUAAUUCUAUAUUUUGUUAUGUUUUAAGAUUUUAUUAGGCUAAAGUAAAUUAAUUUUCUCAAUAGUAGCAGAUACUUACCUACUCGAAAUUUAGAUCAAGAAUACUAUUGUUCAAAAUUGCUUAUUAUUUAAGAUUAUCUUUAGAUGACAUUGUAAGCAAUAAAAUAUUAAAUUACACGAAAAGUUCAGCCCAUUUGAUUGAAAGCGGUAGAAUUUAAGGGUAGCCUUAUUAGUGUAAGAGUUAAUCGAGUGAUUAAAAUGUUAAAAGUUAUACUCAUUAGGUAGGUAGGUAUAGCACGGCGGCAUUACUCAUUGCAAAAAUUGUAUUCAUUAUCUUUUUGUCUUAAGUUUUUAAGUUACAAUAAAUGGAUGAGCCGUUCAAA
Molecule: messenger RNA, 9790 nt
Organism: Cydia splendana
Lineage: Eukaryota; Metazoa; Arthropoda; Insecta; Lepidoptera; Tortricidae
Product: carbohydrate sulfotransferase 4-like
Exons: 4
Coding region: 256-1488 (410 amino acids)
Biological process (GO): sulfur compound metabolic process; N-acetylglucosamine metabolic process
Molecular function (GO): N-acetylglucosamine 6-O-sulfotransferase activity
Source: RefSeq, a predicted model, not a curated record